AUGUCUGCUGUGUCCAAUGCUGAUGCAGCGUCAAAAUCGGCUUCCAAGAAGAAGAGAAAGAACAAGAAGAAGGCCAACGACAAGCCAAAGUCAUCCACCGACGGUCCAGACGUUAAUGGCGCUCACGAUGACCCGGACGACGAUGUCGACGACGACGAAGCCACGAGCCGGAAGCAGUCGAUAGCUGGCCUCGACGACGGAACCACUCCACAACCACUGCCACUCAACCACUCCGACAACACCAGCACACCUCCCGCAAACACACAGUCAGACAAUGACGCCCAAUCAGAAACAGCUGCGCGCUUGGAUGCCAUGGUCAAGGAGCGAGAUUCGCUGCGUGAAGAGCUGACCGAGUUGCGCAAGUCGCUCGAAUCUAUCCAAGAGAAGCACAAUCAAGAGGCAGAGAGUCAGAAGUCACAAGCUCAAGACGACAAGACCGCCAAAGAGAAUGCCGAGAUCGAGGACUUGCGCAAGUCGCUAAAGUCUAUCGAGGACAAACACAAGCAAGAACUCGACCAACUCAGCAAGCAGGCCGAAGACGCCCAAGCCACCAAAGACAACGCAGAGUUGACCGAGCUGCGCUCCUCGAUCGAGUCCAUGCAAAAAUCGCUCGCAUCCAUGCAAGAGAAGCACACCCAAGAGAUUCAAGACCUCAAGAAGCAAGCAGACGACGCUCAGACAACCAAGGACAACUUUGAAAUCGCCGAACUGCGCCAAUCCCUCGAGUCUAGGACAUCAGCACAUCAGAAAGAGGUCGAGCUUCUCACCAAGAAGGCUCAAGAAGCACAAUCAACCAAGGAGAGUGCCCAAGUCGCAGACCUAAACAAGGCUCUAGAAUCUCUCCGGGAGCAACACCAAAAGGAAAUUGAAGACCUAAAGAAACAAGCACAAGAAGCACAGACCGGAAAGCAGACCUCGAAUGGUGAAGAGAUGGAUGAGCUCAGGACACAACUGGAGGAAACUCAGAAGGGCAAAGAGAAUGCCGAGAGCGCAUAUCGCACACUUCUUGGCAAGGUCAACACCAUCAAGUCGCAACUGGGAGAACGUCUAAAAGCAGAUGCCGAGGAACUCUCCAAAGCUCGCGCUGAGAUUGAAGACCUACAAGAAGAGAGUAGAUCCGCCCGCGAGAGCAAGCAAGAGCUUCAAGCCACCAUUGAUCAACUCGAGACACAACGCAAGGAACACGAAAGCGAGAUCGAGUCACUCAGAAGCCGUACCAACGUCAGCCAAUCGAAUUGGGUCAAGGAACGUGACGAAUUGAUCAGCAAGGAAGCAUAUGCCCGAGAGGAGUUUGAGAACGCCCGACAAGCCAUGCAAGACUGGGAAGUUCUGGCCAUGGAAGAGAGAUCGCUGCGUGAAUCCCUCAGCGAGCGUGUUACUGAGAUCGAAGAGCAACUCAACGCUCAACGGGAGGCCUAUGAACGGGCGGCAAGCGAGAGAGAUACACAAAACUCGACAGUCGACUCACUCCAACGGGCACUGCAAGACAUUCAAGAUGCACGCAAANAGGAGCUGCGCGAGAUGGUCGAAAACUCACAAGCUCAACUCGAUGCUCUGCGUGCCCAGACCGACGAAGCAAAGACCUCGGCCGCGUCAUCGGCAGAAGAGCUCGAAAGAACAAGGAAAGAGCUUGAGCGUGCCCUUCCGUUUGAGAAAGAGGUCAAGGAGAAGAAUCUGCUGAUUGGGAAAUUACGACACGAAGCCGUCAUCCUCAACGACCACCUCACCAAAGCUUUGCGAUUCCUGAAACGCGGUAAACCGGAGGAUAACGUGGACCGUCAUAUCGUCACCAACCAUUUCCUGCACUUUUUGAUUCUGGAUCGCAGUGAUCCGAAGAAGUUCCAAGUAUUGCAACUGAUUGCGGCACUGCUUGGUUGGACUGAGGAACAGAGAGAGCAGGCGGGACUGGCACGACCAGGCGCCUCCAACUCCAUGCUCAAGAUUCCACUAUCACCCUUCCGCCGCACACCCUCCACCCCUUCAUUAUCAGACUCUACCUUCGACAACCAUCAAGGAGGCAGCAAAGAAUCUCUCGCAGAACUCUGGUCCGACUUCUUGGAACGAGAAGCGCAAGAGGGAGGUUUGCAUAGCAGCCGUAGCGGCAGUUUCGCCAUGAUGUCUCCGACACAAGAGAGGCCUGCUUCUUCUGGAGGACUGGGUCUUACAAGUCCCAGACCCAACUAA
Molecule: messenger RNA, 2184 nt
Organism: Aureobasidium vineae
Lineage: Eukaryota; Fungi; Ascomycota; Dothideomycetes; Dothideales; Saccotheciaceae
Source: the annotation of a GenBank genome assembly